Leucoraja erinaceus (little skate) is the source of this 12530-nucleotide messenger RNA. Its product is annotated as neurogenic locus notch homolog protein 2-like. Gene Ontology annotation, cellular component: plasma membrane; protein-containing complex. Bases 715 to 8091 code for a protein of 2458 amino acids. Gene Ontology annotation, biological process: Notch signaling pathway; establishment or maintenance of epithelial cell apical/basal polarity; multicellular organism development. Lineage: Eukaryota; Metazoa; Chordata; Chondrichthyes; Rajiformes; Rajidae. The transcript is spliced from 34 exons. The record is from RefSeq and is a predicted model, not a curated record. Gene Ontology annotation, molecular function: protein binding; calcium ion binding.
GACAGGGGCAUAACGAUGCUGAAAUGCUGCCCAAUUACUUUCUGAAAAUGGAACAGAAAGAAGGAUGUGAAGAUGGACCACUGCUCUCUUUGUGACUCCCUGUGACCGAUAAAGUUGUAGCUUACAUGUAUUCAAGGCGAGAAGGGUUCUUGCUGUGAUUUAAUGAAAGUGUAUGUUGGUGUUGACAGCUGUUCUGCUUUGGCACAACCAGAGGCAAAAAGGUAUGGAAUAUCAGGGGUAGGGGAGUUGGAAAUUGAAGAUAUCUUUCCUUAGAAACUUGUAUUAAAAAAACAUCGUUUAGUAAUAAGCAGUAAAACAACAUGAUGGCUCCCCUAUCUCCUCCUGUUUUGUGUUUCACAUGAAAUCUGUUUGAAGUUUCAGUGAGGAAAGAUGGAUAUUAAAAGGAAGAAACUGUUGGUGACUUGUUUUACACAUGUAUCAGGAAUCCAACCCAUCAGGUUGAAGUGUAACAAUGACAUGCAAAUUAGGCAAUACAGGUCCAACAGGAAACGGUCAUGAAACUAACGUCGAAAGUAACCCCGCACUUCAUUGUUGUUUAGCCACAAGAAACUGCAGAUGUUGAAAUCUUGAGUAAAACACAGCAUUCUUAUAAUUUUUGUUUUGCUUCGUUAUGAUUUGGGUGACUUGUCACUGGAUUAACGGGAGUAAUUGUUACAUAAUGCUCCUGUUAAGCACAUACCACAAUAUUUCAAAAUGUUAAAAGCAUUCCAGUGCCAUGACUCGCCUCAACCCUGCGUGAAUGGAGGAACUUGCUUAACUCGCCAAAAUGGUAUAGGAGGUUGUCGGUGUCGAUCUGGAUUUGUAGGUGAACGCUGCCAGCACCCAGAUCCCUGUCAGAUUUUAACCUGCCUUAACGGAGGGACUUGUAGAAUUUCCAUCGCUGAAGGCAAAGCACAAGGAUCAUGCAGUUGUGCUCUGGGGUUCACUGGCGAUCGGUGUGCGACGAUAGUGACCAAUGUCUGCAGGAAAAAUCCCUGCCAAAACCGAGGAACCUGCCAACUCAUCACCCUUGACAAGUAUGAAUGUGCCUGCCAACAAGGGUGGAUAGGUAAAAACUGCCAGCAUGUGGAUUCCUGCGCCUCGCAGCCAUGUGCUAACGGGGGCAAGUGCAGCAGUUCAAGGAACAACUACACCUGCACCUGUGCUUCCGGCUACACUGGGUCUCGCUGCAGGACCGACAUCGACGAAUGCAAGGUCAAGGAUCGGUGUCUGAAUGGAGGGAUCUGCAACAACGAACCUGGCUCAUACCGCUGCCUAUGCGAGCCGGGCUUCACUGGAUCCAACUGUGAGAGCGUUUACGUCCCCUGCUCGCCAUCGCCCUGCGUUAACGGAGGCACCUGCCGGCCAACCAGUGAUGACCUGGCCUACGAAUGCAACUGCCUGCCAGGAUUCAGUGGAAAAGACUGUGAGGCAAACAUUGACGACUGCCCUGAACAUGAAUGUCAGAAUGGAGGCAUCUGUGUGGAUGGAGUGAACACCUACAACUGCCGAUGCACACCUGAGUGGACAGGUCAGUUUUGUACAGAAGAUGUGGAUGAGUGUCAAUUGCAGCCAAAUGCCUGUCAGAAUGGAGGGACCUGCUUCAACAUCAACGGAGGCUAUCACUGCGUCUGUGUCAAUGGCUGGAGUGGAGACGACUGUAGUGAGAACAUAGAUGAUUGUGCCGGUGCAACCUGCAUGCAUGGAGCUACCUGCCACGACCGAGUUGCAUCCUUUGUAUGUGAAUGUCCUAUUGGCAAAGCUGGUAUAUUCUGUCAGGUAGACGACGCGUGCGUUAGCAACCCUUGUCAUGAAGGAGCCACAUGUGAAACCAACCCUCUCAAGAGCAGCUUCUUUUGUAGUUGCCCCCUUGGUUACAGAGGGACUGUCUGUGAUGAGGACAUCAAUGAAUGUUCCCUAGGGGGAAAUCCCUGCGAACAUGGAGGGAAGUGUGUAAACACCAAGGGUUCCUUCCGCUGUGAAUGCGCUGUGGGCUACACGGGACCACGCUGUGAAAUGGACAUCAACGAGUGCCUUACUAGUCCCUGCCAGAACGAUGCCACCUGUUUGGAUCAGAUCGGUGAAUUCAAGUGCAUUUGUAUGCCAGGCUUCGUGGGAGUAUACUGCGAAACAAAUAUUGAUGAGUGUGAAAGCCAGCCAUGCCUCAACAAUGGUGUGUGCAAGGACGAGGUGAACAGAUUUGCUUGCAAGUGCCCACCUGGUUUCGCUGGAAAUAUGUGCCACAUCGACAUUGAUGAAUGUGCCAGCACCCCAUGCCAGCACGGAGCCAAAUGUAUUGAUCGGCCAAAUGCUUUUGAGUGCGAGUGCAGUGAAGGGUUCAUGGGGACUAUGUGUGAGAUUAACGAAGACGACUGCAGUCCAGACCCCUGCCACUAUGGGAUGUGCAAGGAUGGGAUCGCCGGCUACACCUGCAUCUGCGAUUCUGGUUACAAGGGGCUGAUCUGCAGCGAGCAGAUCGACGAGUGUCAGAGUCAACCCUGUCAGAACGGAGGCACCUGCCAAGACCGUGUGAAUGAAUACAAGUGUCGAUGCCCAGUUGGCACCUCUGGUGUUAAUUGUGAGAUUAACUAUGAUGACUGUGCCAGCAACCCAUGUGACUAUGGAAGCUGUCAAGAUGGUAUUAAUCGCUAUGAUUGCGUCUGCAGUCCCGGAUAUACAGGACCCAUGUGCAAUGUUGACAUAGAUGAGUGUGCCUCCAACCCAUGUCAUAAUGGAGGUACAUGUGUCGAUAAAAUAAACCAAUUUGUUUGUCACUGCCCUGAAGGAUAUCAUGAUCCCCAUUGUAUAUCGGAGGUGGACGAGUGCAAGAGCAGUCCCUGUAUUCAUGGACGAUGUGUAGAUGACGUCAACAGUUACCAAUGCAAAUGUGAUGCUGGCUGGGCUGGAGUAAACUGUGAUGUGGACAAAGAUGAGUGCGAGUCAAAUCCCUGUCAGCAGGGUGGAACUUGUGAGAACCUCGUCAAUGGUUACAAGUGCACGUGUGUGAAAGGGUUCAAAGGUUUUGACUGCCAAAUCAACAUAAAUGAAUGUGCAUCCAAUCCCUGCCUAAAUAAAGGAGCCUGCGUGGAUGAAGUGAACAGCUACCACUGCGUGUGCUCUCUCCCGUAUACUGGCAAAGAUUGCGAGUCCAUUCUCGCCCCAUGCUCCUCCCAUCCAUGUGAAAAUGGCGGUGUAUGCAGUGAAACCGAAGACUAUGAGAAUUAUGUGUGCACAUGCACAGUGGGUUGGCAAGGUCGGAGAUGUUCGGUGGAUAUUGACGAGUGUGUUGCUGAUCCCUGCAAAAAUAGUGCUGCUUGUCAAAAUAUUCCUGGGAGCUACCAGUGUCAUUGCCUCCCUGGCUACACGGGAGUGAACUGUAAGACAAACGCAAAUGACUGUAGCCCCAAUCCAUGCCAGAAUGGGGGCGCCUGUAUUGAUGGUGUUAACACGUUCUUGUGCAACUGUUUGUUGGGAUUCACUGGUGACAAGUGCCAGCAAGAGAUAAACGAGUGCUUCAGUAACCCUUGUCUGAACGGCGGGAACUGCUCCGAUUAUGUCAACAGUUAUGUCUGCAAGUGCCCGCAAGGUUUCAAUGGGAUUCACUGUGAAAACAACAUGCCCGACUGCACAGAGAGCUCUUGCUUCAACGAUGGUACCUGUGUCGACAGCAUCAACUCGUACAUUUGCCAUUGCCAGCCUGGCUUCACUGGUGCCAAUUGCCAGUUCGACAUCAAUGAGUGUGACUCCAAACCGUGUAAGAACGGUGGCACCUGCAUCGAUGGGCUGGGCAGUUACCGCUGCACCUGUCCCUCUGGCUACUCGGGCAACAACUGUCAGACCCUGGUAAACCUGUGUAGUGGCUCGCCCUGCAAGAACAGAGGCAAGUGCAUGCAGCGAGGUGCCACAUACCGCUGCCUCUGCCAGAGUGGCUGGACCGGCCUGUACUGUGACGUACCAGAUGUGUCGUGUGAGGUGGCAGCUCUCCAUAGAGGCUUGACUGUGCCGCAACUUUGUCAACAUUCGGGGAUUUGCAUCAACACUGGCAACAGUCAUCGAUGCCAAUGCAUGGCUGGAUACACAGGCAGCUAUUGCCAGCAGGAUGUGGAUGACUGUGCGUCAAACCCAUGCCACAAUGGUGGCACCUGCAGGGAUUACCCGGGCAGCUACGCUUGCGAGUGUGUUCCAGGCUACAAGGGACUCAGCUGUGAAUAUGAGGUGAAUGAAUGCCGACUCUCGCGCUGUCAGAAUGGAGGGACUUGCAUCGACCUGGUGAAUGAAUACAAGUGUUCCUGUCCCCCAGGGACUGCAGGAAUUCUGUGUGAAAUAAACAACGAUGAUUGUGAACCUGAUUUUGAUCCCCGGACUGCUCAGUAUAAGUGUUUAAAUGGCGGCCAGUGUAUCGACAAAAUUGGGGGCUACAGCUGCAUUUGUCCGCCUGGUUUUAGUGGCGAACGCUGUGAAGGGGAUGUCAAUGAAUGUCGGCCAAAUCCAUGUGAUCACAAGGGUAUGCUUGACUGCGUACAGUUAAACAACGAUUACCUGUGUAGGUGUCGACCUGACUUUACUGGCCGCCACUGUGAGACUGUCAUUGACCUGUGCCUUUCUCAGCCAUGCCGGAAUGGAGGGACGUGCAUGUUCGCUGUUAACACUCCUCUGGGAUACACCUGCCAGUGCAGACCUGGUGUGAUGGGCUCGAGUUGUGAAUACACCAACUACACGUGCGGCCAGGUCUUGUGCCGGAAUGGCGGGUCUUGUUCCAUGACCCGCCAGGGCCCCAAGUGCACGUGUUUGAAGGGGUUCGGAGGCUCCGAGUGCCAACUGCCCACUUGUGCUGCCAGAUCGUGCCACAACGGCGGCACCUGCCUGCCCACAUCCUCGCCGCCGUUCUUCAGCUGCCGCUGUCCCUCCCCGUACCGCGGUCUGACCUGCGCCCAGCUGGAGCGGCAGAGCUGCCACUUGUCGCAGUGCAAGAAGAAGGCCGGGGACCGUGUCUGCGACAAGGAAUGCAACAGCCACGAGUGCGAGUGGGAUGGCGGCGACUGCUCGCUUAACUUGAAACCCUGGGAGAACUGCACGGAGAGCCUGCAGUGCUGGAAGUUCUUCAACAACAAUCAGUGUGACGAAACCUGUAACACACCCGAAUGCCUGUUCGACAACUUCGCCUGUCGCUACAGUCACAAGUCCUGCAACCCGUUGUACGAGAAGUACUGUGCUGAUCAUUACCGCGAUGGCCGGUGUGACCAAGGCUGCAAUACUGAGGAAUGUGGCUGGGAUGGGCUGGAUUGCGUGGAAGGUGCCCCUGAGAAGCUGGCCGAGGGGGUGCUGGUGUUGAUAGUGCUCCUGCCCCCAGAGGAACUCCUCAAGGAUUCUGUCAACUUCCUUCGGAAGCUGGGGUCCCUCCUGCAUACCACCCUCCGGUUCAAAUUGGACUCCAACGGGGCACCAAUGAUCAAGCCUUACUACGGCCAUGGGUCUAGAAUGAAGCGUUUCAUUAGGAUAGUGAGAGAGCUCGGACAAGAAGUUAUUGGUUCUGAAGUCUACUUGGAGAUUGACAAUAGGCAGUGCUUGCAAACAUCUGAGGAUUGUUUUCCAUCGACGGACACCGCCGCUGCUUUCAUCGCUGCCCAGUCCAGCGAGGGCAAUCUGCCGUAUCCAAUCGAGUCUGUUAAAAGUCAACGUGAUGAACCGAGCAGCCCGGGCCAGCUCAGUCUCCUAUACCUGUUGAUGGUUGCAAUGGGUAUCAUCAUCCUCAUUCUCAUCCUGGGUGUUGUAGCAGCCAAGCACAAGCGCAAACUGGGCCCGCUCUGGUUCCCCGAGGGCUUUACGCUGAAGAAGGUCGGCAAUCGGAAGCGGCGAGAACCUGUUGGGCAGGAUGCAGUGGGAAUGAAGAAUCUAUCAAGGCAAGUGCCUGAUGUCACCAUUGGUGAUGACAGCCAGAAUGAGCAGUGGAUGGAGGAAGGCGGGCCAGACGCAAAGAAAGUGAAGACUGAAGAUCAAGCUCUGCUCUCGGAGAAUAAAGACCAGGUUGACCAUCGGCCAUGGACACAGCAGCAUCUUGUGGCUGCCGAUGUCCGUUUAACACCAUCCCUGGCCCUGACACCACCCCAAGGAGAACAGGAUGCCCACUGCAUGGACGUUAAUGUGAGAGGUCCAGAUGGCUUUACACCUCUUAUGUUGGCCUCGCUGCGGGGUGGUGGUCUGGACACUGGAAUCGAGUUGGAGGAAGAAGCUGAGGACUCGUCGGCCAAUGCCAUCACUGACCUCAUCUAUCAGGGUGCCAGCCUCCAUUCCCAGACUGACCGGACCGGGGAGACAUCACUCCACCUGGCAGCACGCUAUGCUCGGGCAGAUGCGGCCAAGUGCCUCCUUGAUGCAGGAGCAGAUGCCAAUGCCCAGGACAACAUGGGUCGGUCACCUCUCCAUGCGGCCGUUGCAGCGGAUGCUCAAGGGGUGUUUCAGAUUCUUAUUCGGAACAGAGCCACGGACCUGGAUUGCCGAAUGAACGACGGGACCACUCCUCUGAUCCUCGCUGCACGCCUUGCUGUUGAGGGCAUGGUGGUUGAGCAGAUUAAUUGCCAUGUCGAUGUUAAUGCUGUGGAUGAUCAUGGUAAAUCGGCACUUCACUGGGCAGCAGCUGUUAACAAUGUGGAUGCAACCCGGGCCCUGCUGAAGAAUGGAGCAAACAAGGACAUGCAGGACAAUAAGGAGGAGACAGCCUUGUUUCUUGCUGCACGGGAAGGCAGCUUCGAGGCCACCAAGAUUCUACUGGACCACUAUUCCAACCGUGAUAUCACCGACCACAUGGACAGACUCCCCCGCGACAUCGCUCAUGAGCGAAUGCACCAUGACAUUGUGCAGCUGUUGGAUGAGUACAACCUGGUCCGUAGUCCGCAGGGCAUGGGGGGACCCAUGAUGGGACCCACCAUGUCCCCCGCCACCUGCCUGACAGGUUGCUCCAGCCUCAAGCUAACCCCCAUGGGCAAGAAGGCACGAAAACCCAGCACAAAGAGCCUGGCUCCAGGCAGUGCUAAAGACUCCAAGGAGGCAAAAGCCAGGCGGCGGAAAAGAUCCAUCGGCAGUGGUAAAGAGACCCUUGUGGAGAGCUCAGUGGCUUUGUCGCCGGUCGAAUCACUAGAAUCUCCACACACCUUCUUGUCCACCACAUCUCCACCUCUACUAAAUUCAGGGGUGCACCAGCAAACACCAGUAGCAUCUCUGCACCCUUCCAUUUCACUACAGGGUCAACUGGCAAUGUCCUUCUCAAACCUCAGUGAAAUGAAAGGUAUCAACGUGGGCUCCAACUCGGUCCUGGGUCAAGUCCUCCCCUCCAUGUCGCAUCCUUCCAUUGCUGGGCAAAGCUCCAACUUGGGUUUGUCUUUGGGCCGGGUCGGUCACAUGAACAUGCAACAAGACUGGAUGAAUCGAAUGGGAAUCGGCACCUCCCAGUACAGUCCACUGCUGGGUAUCCUGCACCAGGUCUCCAGUUCAUACCCCACAAUCCAUCAACAGAACGGUGUGCUGCAGCCAAACGUGCCUGCCAUGCACAUGACCAUGGUCAGGGAGCAGCUGCCCCAGCUGCUGGCAUACCAGUCGAUGAAUAGUGGCACGUCGCAACCAGCAAGGCAGCAGAACUCGCAAGUAACACAGCAGCAAGGGCAAACUUACUGCAGCUCCAUGACACCAGUCCCCGUUGGCAACAUGCACCAAAUGUCGGACAUCAUCCGGCUGCCAAAUGGUCAAAUGAACAACUCCAUGCUGCCCGCGAGCCAAGAGGCUCAGGCCUCACAAGCCACCCUGCCAGCUUAUCACAAGCUACCGAGUUCAGUGCAGAUCGACAAGUUCCCCACCCCUCCAUCUCAGCACAGCUAUGUCUCGGCGACGGAUAAUACCCCGAACCACAACAUCCACCUCCAGAGUGAGCACCCGUACUUAACGCCCUCCCCUGAGUCGCCCGAUCAGUGGUCCAGCUCCUCUCCGCAUUCUACGUCCGACUGGUCAGACAUUACGCCCAGCCCAGCCCCGAUCGGGCAACGCCAGCUCGUCUCGCACAUGCCAGAGCAGCAAAGGAGCAACAUGCAAGUGUUUGCCUGAACACAGUGGAACCGAGCUGAGGAGGAGAGAUGUCUGACAGCCUGAAAUGAAGGAAGAAGAAUUCCUUGAAUGUCUGCCGUGAGAUUUCCCAUCACCGUUGCGGUGGGAGGAUGGGGUGGGUGGCAGAAGAAUGAAAUGGAGAAACUGUUCCUAUUAACUGCAAGCUCAGCUCCCUUGGACUUCAGAGACCUGACAUGAUGUUAUGCUUGUGGGUGUUUUAUUUAUUUUAAUCACUGCCUGUUUCCAUGUCUGUGUGGCUCAAGUUUUUUUUUUUUUAAACUCCCUUUCAGCAACAUGGCCCAGUGAAAACAAGCUUGGCUUGCAUGGUUGUCAGCAUCAGCCUCUAUGGUAUCCUUCUCUUAUAGAGGGCACACCAUGUUGAAGUUGGCACUUGUUUGCAGACUAUUUGACAGCAACACCAGGUCUUGGUAACACACCUUGGGAAUCAAGUCAUUGAAGGAAAUGCAACGCUGCACAGUUUUUUGUUUUGUUUUCGGGACUGGGGGUGGGAAGAGGUAGGGUAGAUGAUGUAAUCCAGUAGUUCAGACUCUCAUCCAUUGCUCGCUGUUGCUUAUUUGUGGCACUGUAUUGUGGAUAUAGUGCCUUCACAUGAACUUGUACCAAUGACUUAUUUAACCAGCAACAGCCUAGCAAAGGGGUAGGCAAGUGGGAUAGCUGAGCAUUGUUACUAUGCUUUUAUAUUAAUUUUUUAAGUCGGUUAGGCAUAACUUUUUUAAUCGUUCCUUUGUCAUGCAUGUCUUGUGAAGUAUAACAUUUUUACGGAAUCUAUUACACAGAUUCACCAACAGAUUUUUUUUUUCUAGUUUCAUUUGAAGAAGCAAACUUAAAACUUGAUGUUUUCUCUGAUACCUGCUACAAUUUAGUCUCGGGAGCACUUCCUCAGAAAACAUAUUAUUUAAAAAAAACUCUUCCACCCAUGUAAUUGUCUUCAGCUGCCCUUGAUUGUGCAGUAAUUUGCAAACAAGAAUGUAAUGACAAGAACUCAUGGUGAAACAAGCUUCUUUGAAUAUUUCGAGUGUCCUUGUGCAAUGGUUUGGUAUGAAAGAUUUUUCAUGAUUUGAUCAUUGUUGUUCUCGAGACAGUCAUCUGCAAGACCUGGUACUUAGCAAGAGUAUGGGAUUCAGAUCUGUCGAUCUGCUACAGUCCAGUGAAAGCCCUAUGAAAAAUAGAAUGUCUGGGACAAUUAAUUCCUUUAAUGUGACUAUGAUCCAAUCUAGAUUCUUGUAUCUCUGUUACGAUAUAUCAGGGAUAGUUAGAAUGCAUUUAUCGAGUUGGAAGCUUGAGUGAAGUAACAAAUGGUGUAUGACAUUAAGACUUUUUCACUGAAGCAAUAAGAAAUUAUGUCACUGGCAAUCCACUGUGUCCACCGUCUAAAAGUUGAUGAUUCAGACCUUUUCUUGGGGACAAUUUAUCUCAGUUUGGCCACCCAGUCUGCAUAAGGAACUUGCCUCAAUUUAAUUUGUGAGACCGAGUCCAUUCAGGAAGAUUUUCCCAGCUGCUGACAUUGUGUCAAGUUCAUCUCCAGUUAGGCGAGGUUGCACAUCUGGCAGUCAGCCUGAUGUUACGCUUGUUUCAAAAGUGCAUCAACGUGCCAAGAGGUUUAAGCAAAGCCACAGUUUGCAGAAGGGCAGAGACCAAACUGAACAUUCUCUACGUUUUGCCCUGAGCUGGGCCUUGGGUGACAUGGAUCCAGUUCAUAUAUCCAUCACCUUUUCUUCCUGAAGCUCUUUGUUGCACAAAUCUUGCCAAUUUCUGAGUCUGAAAUAAUUUCUUUGUGUUUGAACUACUUCUAACUUUUUCCUCAAAAAUUUGAACUUUAUGCUACGAUGAAGAAACACGGUGUUAAAUUGAAAGUUCCCACAUGAAGAAUUCAGUCUUGGGAAUUGCAACUUUUCACUGUAUUUAUGAAACACAAAGAAAUAUUUAAAAGCCGUUAAUUUUACAGGUACUUGGAUUCUUCUGUUGGUGAUCGAGGGAUUUAAAGUAGGAAUCUUGUCUCAUGGGCUUGUUCUUCUACCCUGCAUAAGAUGUUCAGAGACUGCUUUAUCGUUGGUUAAGUUCCAGCUGUACCUUGGAGUUUUAGAUUUCUUUCUUCAUUUAUAUCCACAAUGUAUAUUAUUUUUUGAGAAAAAAAGUUAGGGUUCUGUAUUUCCUGUGAAAUGUAUGUAGAAGAAACCAUUUAAAUUUAGACAAAAACAAAUAAUUGAAAGGAACUUUGAAAGAAAGCAGAGGGUAUCUAUCAAAUAUAUCUCACCCAUUGGUCUGUGAAUUGUUUGUGAUCGAUCAUAACUGGAUCAAAGGGCGUAUACUGUUGAUAAGAGGAUAGUAAAUGCAGGCCUUUGGGACUUGCCUCCCAAACACAGCACCUGAAACGGAUCAUGAAGGAAUUUGUUGAAUAACAUGAAAAUCAGCAAGGCAACUUUCCGAUUCCAUUCAAAUAAUGUUUUAGCACUAAUAGACAUUUCUAUUUUUAGCUUAUUGACCUGGAUUGUAAAUUCUCAAAAUUACCAGCUUGUUAUCCUCGUCCUUUUCCAUCAUAACCCCAUCCCAACAUAAUAACACAGCCUUUGAUAUGUUGGUGCCAACUCAGCCAGAUGUUUGUGAACAAAGUGGCCGAUAUAAAUCUCUGACGGUCACCCCCUACUCUAAUUGCAAAAAAGACAAUUGUUGGAAACUUAAAAUGACACCAGGAAUGCAGGUUGAUCCUGAAAUAGAGUGAUUGGAAUAGUGUUAUAAUUUGGGAUUUUUAAUUUGUGUCUUUAAUUGCACUUUCCAAAAGUGAUUUGUAAGUCUGAAAAAUCAGAAUCUUUCACUUAGUUUUUGCAAAUAUAUCAAAGCCCAUAUAGAGAAAUGAAUCUAGCUUGCAGAAACUUUAAUGGAUUUUAUAAUUGAUCAGUUGAACAGUUUGUGAUACUGUACCAAACCAACCUUGUGACAUGUUUGACAUGUUUUAUAAGUACAACUUUGCCUAAGUAAUUUAUAAUGAAUCUUUACUAAAGUUUAUUUAAAGGUCAUUCACUCUCUCCAUCCCUCUAGUACAGAUGCUUUCACCCCUCAAUGCAAUGUUGCACUUUAAAUCUGCGAGCUAAAUUCUGAGCUCUUCAAUUUGAACAACCAUCAGAAGCCUAAAUAGGAAACAACCGAGAAAGAUUCCCACCUGAUUUCUAUCAUCCAAUCCUUCAAAAAUGCCAAUCAAAGGAAUCACAUUGUCUUGAUUUUGCAAUUGUCUUCCCAACAGAUUUUACUUUUCAAGAUUAGACAAAUUCCAAGUUAAUGUGCCGGUAAAGAGAAAACUCAUUUAAAAAAAAUAAACAUUUCACCAGGCCAUUUUCAUUCUUGACUGAGUUCAUGUGUUUGUAGUCACAGUGCAUAUACGUUUUUGUUUGUCCAGUGCAUUUCGAACUUGCCCAAAUGUCCCGCCCUUCAGCACGAAUGUUUCUUCCCAUCAUUAAGUGUGAAAUAAAUCUCCAAAAUCUCAAACUCCUGGUCUUUUCCCAAAGCAAGCUAGAAAUGUAGAUGCCUGGGUGCUAUAGAUGGAUGUCAUGCAGACUAUCACAUGACAAUAACCCAUGUGUGCAACACACACUCAACUACAUUGAAACUACAGAACCAAUGGCCUGGGAAUCACAAGCCUGAUGAAUUAAUGUAAAUAAGCUAACUUUGUAUGACAUUGUAUCUUUUAAAUGUAUAUGUACUAAAAAAAAUGCUUAUUCAUAUUAGAUGAACUAUUGAAUGCAUUGAACUAGUGGAUGAAAUACUAUUUUUUAACUUUUACACUUAAAAGCUUUUCAAGAAAAAGUUGUUUCAAAUGGAUUUUUACAUAAGUAUUUUUGAAGAUUGUGAUUUAUACAUGGUACAAAAUGUAACAUGAUAAAUGUUUAAAAUGUAUAUUCAUCUGUCUUUGUGUGGAAAUUAAUCUGCCCAUUUGUCUGCAUACGGAAGUACACAUUGAAACCAUGGAUUGGUAUUAAAGAACAAAGCUGGUUCACUGUCCUUUGAAGAAUUUAAUAAUGAAACAUAGCUAUAUUGUGUCGGAAGGUACUGCAGACGCUGGUUUAAACCGAAGAUAGAUAAAAAAUACUAGAGUAACUCAGCAAGACAGGCAGCAUCUGUGGAGAAAAGGAAUGGGUUCUGAUGAAGGAUCUUGACCUGAAAUGUCAGUGAUUUUGCUUGAGACUCUUCUUCAGAUUGAUGAAGGGUCCUGACCCGAAACAUCGUCUGUCCAUUUCCCUCCACAGAGGUUGCCUGACCCACUGACUUCCUCCAGCACUUUGUUUUUUGCUCAGAAUUCCAGAAUCUGAAAUCUCUUUUCUUUGUUCAAUUCUCAAAUUAGUCUUUUUUUUUCCAGCACAAUCCUUUCCAUUGUCUUAAUCUACUUUGUACAAAAAGUGAAUAUUAAAAUGUGUAUUCAAGGCGGA